AUGACUUGCGAUCAAGGAAGGCCGUGUCAGCGAUGCAUAAAGCGUAACAUACCCCACUUAUGCCACGAUCCACCUAGCAAGAAGGAUGAUAAUGAUUUGGAUUCAUUCGAUGCACAUACUCAGCCCAUACAGCCCACUCAGUCCACUUUAGUACAGCCCCCACCAACCAAUACCAGCCUUGGCUUUGAUUUGGAGUUCGGCGGUAGCUUGGAUGACUUGCUCAACGCACUUGGAAUGCCUGAAAAUCUUCAUCCCAACUCAAUGUCUAACAAUAUACCUUACGCAGCGGCAUCCACUAGCACCACCAACACUAAUGGUAUAUCCCGUGCUCAAACUCCAAGCUACAUACAGAACCCGAAACACCGCUUCUUCUUCACUGCUGCUAAUCCACCGAUCCAUUCCACCAGGGAGGAGCGACUGAAAGCUGUCCUUACUGCUAAACACGAAGCUGGUCUACUUAAACCAUUUAAUUACGUCAAUGGCUACGCUAAGCUUGGUAACUACCUUAACCAAUCUGUUUCACCGCGAAAUCGAGUGAAAAUUCAAUCAUAUUUGUCACGUAUCAGAUCACAAUUCGCUAACAUCGCUUCUAAUCUCUCGGAAUGGGAUCUCACAACUACAGAAGAGAGUUUUGAGAGACUGCUACUCGAUUACGAUAGAGUCUUCUCCAUGAUCGCCCUACCUAGCUGCUGCUGGAGACGAACAGGUGAAAUAUACAAAGCUAAUAGGGAAUUCGCAGAUAUAGUGGGUUGUGACGUCGAUACACUAAAGACUGGCGAAAUCAGCGUACACGAGUUACUCGACGAGGACAGCUUGACAAAUUACUGGAGCAAAUACGCUCAGUUGGCAUUCAAUUUCGAGAGUAAAGGUGUUCUUACUGCCGGAUCGCUUAUCAAUAAACACAACUCCGCCUCGAUUCCUUGCAAUUUUAGCUUCAAUAUUCGCAGAGAUGCGUUUGGAAUACCGCUCAUGAUCGUCGCAAACUUUAUGCCACUGUCGUAA
Messenger RNA from Wallemia ichthyophaga EXF-994, 1002 nucleotides. Its product is annotated as Regulator of drug sensitivity 2. NCBI's taxonomy places the organism in Eukaryota, Fungi, Basidiomycota, Wallemiomycetes, Wallemiales, Wallemiaceae. Gene Ontology annotation, molecular function: RNA polymerase II transcription regulatory region sequence-specific DNA binding. Gene Ontology annotation, cellular component: nucleus. The transcript has a single exon. Bases 1 to 1002 code for a protein of 333 amino acids. The record is from RefSeq and is a predicted model, not a curated record.